Diachasma alloeum is the source of this 1430-nucleotide messenger RNA. RefSeq lists its product as uncharacterized. Gene Ontology annotation, molecular function: RNA polymerase II cis-regulatory region sequence-specific DNA binding; DNA-binding transcription factor activity, RNA polymerase II-specific. The transcript has 4 exons. NCBI's taxonomy places the organism in Eukaryota, Metazoa, Arthropoda, Insecta, Hymenoptera, Braconidae. Bases 321 to 1175 code for a protein of 284 amino acids. The record is from RefSeq and is a predicted model, not a curated record. Gene Ontology annotation, biological process: regulation of transcription by RNA polymerase II. Gene Ontology annotation, cellular component: nucleus.
CCUCGUAUCCCACAGACGUCCAACAAAACAGUUCAACACCAGUACACCUCCAUUCAUCGCGGAGUCAAGACCUGCGCCGCUCUCCCCACGCCCCAAACCCUCGUAUCCUGUUGAGAAAUUAAACAUUAAUUAACAAAACUGUUGCUCCAUUUUUCCCUCGACUGCAAUUGGAACCCAUCAAUCAUAUCCAACGAGUGAAAUUCGUCAGUGCAAUCUGUGUUUAUUUAUUAUCAUUAUGACCGAGUAACAAUGCGUUCGGGCGAUCCUUGAGCCGUUAUUUAUCCGUAGAAUUCGUGCAACAUAGUCUCCCAGAGGGAAAAAUGAACAGUGCGGUGUAUGCCACUUCCUGUCCAGCUCUGCAGUCGAAUUUAUCACUGCACAGUUCGUCGCAUUACAGUGAUUACAGUGCUACGAGCCAGCGUAGAGAACGUCAUCAGAGACGUGGGCGUAGACGAUUGUCAUCGACGGGCGAUGCUGAUACCUCAGCAACGUCCAGCUAUGAGGGGAGCGAGGGGAGUUCGGUUAACAGUGAUGAUCAAACCAGGCUGGAUCCUGUUACGCAGGCCGAGAGGGAACAGUUGGAGGCGUUUUUUAGGGGACUAAAAUCUCAGGUCUAUGUGUGUGAGUCACUUGCCAAUUUAUAUCUCGGAAGUGCCUCACAAGCGCAGGGCAACUGGGAGCUACGAUUCACUGGCAUACCAAUUGUGGUACUGGACCUUGGGGAGACGAGAUCGAGAUCCAAACGACAGAUUCAGAUUUUACUCGCUGAGAGAGGAACCUGUUUCACAUUAUGGCGUGAAACUAUCGACAAUUUAUCGUCUUACAAAGUGUCGGGGCCGGCAUUUCACACAAUGUGCCUAUCCUCCGAUCACACAAGACUCGCGGGUCUGAGUUUCGACAACGCAAAGGCUGCAAACGACCUCUGGCAACACAUUGAACGUCUCGUCUCCUGUCCCGAGAACAUAAGCCUCUCAGUACCUGGUAAAAACAAAAAGAAAAACAAGAAACCCCCGGCAAAAAAAUUCGUGCUGCCGGCAAAAAGUAAUAUAAGUCAGCCCUGUCAAUUUCAUCACAUGACGAGUGUCGAUGCUGCUGACAGAUCACGAUACUUUUCCCUGCAGACACUAGUGCCAGCAUUGAAUCAACUGGAAAACUCGAUCGAAGCCACUUUCUAACGUUAAUUCCAAACGUCUAGAUAGAAGAUUUAAAAAAACACGAAUAUAUAUCCUCGUAUAUAUCUAAUCACCUGCAUCAUUUUUCCUGUUUACGAAAACAACUAGUUUUUAGAAGUUAGAUUGUACGUUAUUAAUGAUAUUUUAGAUGAAAAGUUUAAUGUUACAUUCUUGUCCACUGUGAUAUAAUAUAAAGUUAUAUCUUCUCUCCUAUCUGUUAAUUAUCAAUAAACAUGAAUUACCUGAAAUUAAUUGGAA